GAUGCAUUAGAAAUAUUGUCAAACCGAUUGGGCGCUUAUGAAAAGGAAGUUAUAAAGUGGUAUUCACAUUUAGUUUGCAUCGCCAUGGUGUGAUUGUUAUGGGCCUAAGAAGAGAGUGCUGCAUUUUUUAAUAUGUCUUCAAGAAACAAGUAAAUAACACUGCAUGAGACAAACAUGGGAGCUGUAGUCUCUAGAUGGAGGGCAAAACCUUCCACAGUAGACGUUUUGGAAUGCAUUGACAAGGACAUACAGAAACUGGAAGAAUUUAGGGAAACGAAUCAAAGACUAUUAAAGCUAUGGGUUGGAAGGCUGCUACUGUAUUCAUCUCUUCUCUACCUUCUUACUUGUAUGAUUGUGUAUAUAUGGUAUCUUCCUGAGCAAUGGACUGCAAAAUUAAUCAUGGCACUCUCAUUUUUUCUAUUUCCUAUACUAAUCUGGUUCCUAAGAAAAUUGCUGAUUUGGAUGUUCUCCAAACGAACAGAAAGAAACAACGAAAAGCUUGAAGAAUUAAAAGCCCAAAAAAAGAAAAUCCUUGAAGAGGUUAUGGAAAAAGAGACCUAUAAAACUGCAAAAUUAAUUUUGGAGAGAUUUGAUCCUGAUUCAAAGAAGAAAAAUGAACAGGAACUUGCAGCAGUGGCUGGACCUCCUGUGACACCAAGGCCUGGUCAAGAAAUUCGUCAGCGAAAUGUUUCCCAAAUAAAUCCUGUUCCUGCAACUCCAAUAAAUCCCAACCAAGGAGUUCCCCGUCCUUCUGCUACCCCUUCAGCGCCUUCUCCCACCUCUGCUCCCGGUGGUCCCCCAGAGCGAACCCUGGCCAUGGCAGCUGCCCAGCAAAAUCUCAUGAGACGAUCCAUGAGCCCUGGUACACCAGUGCCUGGAAUGGUGUUAGUCCGAGGGUUAGGGGCACAAAUGGAGGAAAGAUUAAGAACAAGAGGCCUGCACCCUCCCGGCCCUCCACUUGCUAGAGCUAUCCUUCCACGGGAGAGAGGAGUGAUGGACAGAGUUGUUGAGUUCUUAGUAGGUGACGGGCCUCAGAACAGAUAUGCCCUUGUCUGUCAGCAGUGCUUUUCCCAUAAUGGCAUGGCCUUGAAAGAGGAAUUUGAAUAUGUCGCAUUUAGAUGCGCAUACUGCUAUUUUCUAAAUCCUGCUCGGAAGACUCGCCCUCAGGCCCCACGUCUCCCGGACUUUAGUUUCGAAAGGAGACCGUGUACUGACUCCCAAACGUCCGGUGUGUCUGCAGAGGCUGGUGUUCCUGAGAAUCAACCUUCUGCUGCCCCUUUGGAAGAAGGGAGACAAGAAUGUAAGCCAGUGGACACAGACACUCAUCCGGAAGGGGAGCCUGCAGAAAGGGCAGAGGAUACUCAGGCCAGUGAUGAAAAAGAGACUCCCCAAGUGGAGGAGCAAAAACCAUUGAACGCUGAAGCGGAACAGGAAGAAGUUUCCUUCAUGGAUACUGAAUAAAGGCCCCUGUGCCUGAAUCCCAAUUAAAAUACACAUUUAUGCUUUUGACUUGUUUUAAAUACGAAUUGCAUUUUUAUUUUUGAUAACAUUUUGCAGAGGCUCUGUGUAAACAGGCAAGAGUCUCUUGUUUAAAAUGGCAACCUGUCUUGUUACUCACCCCCCCAUGUGUUUCUUACCCAUCAUAGAGAAAAUGAGCUUCAAACAUUAAACAUGUUUCUUAAAGGUAAAACUGGGAGAUCAAGAGAAUCAGCACUGUUUAUUUAUUAAUUAUUUUUUUGUUUUGGAUUUUUGUAUGUUUCUUGCGGAAUGUGUCUUUUAAUGGCGUUUACACCGAACAAUGUAAAAACAUUUUACUGUUGCACGUAAGCAACACAGUUGUGUGUGUGUGUGUGUGUGUGUGGUUAUCUACAGCUAAAUGUUGCCUUUUGCCAAUAACUAAAGAAUUGUGAAGAUUUCAGGUACUAAAACAUGCACAACAAGGGCAGCCUUGUGUUUACAUGGUAAUGGUAGGAAAAGAGAAUUCAACUUAGAUUUGUUAAGCUUUUAUUUAUUCCUGAAGAUAUUUAAAGUACAAUACAUUUGCCAAGCUGUGGGCCUCUAGUGUGUUUUUAAGGUUUUCAAGUAGAAAAAUUAAAGUAUAUAUAAAAAGA
Messenger RNA from Acipenser ruthenus (sterlet), 2111 nucleotides. Its product is annotated as endoplasmic reticulum junction formation protein lunapark-B-like. The transcript is spliced from 14 exons. Gene Ontology annotation, biological process: endoplasmic reticulum tubular network organization. Gene Ontology annotation, cellular component: endoplasmic reticulum tubular network. Bases 175 to 1461 code for a protein of 428 amino acids. The record is from RefSeq and is a predicted model, not a curated record. Lineage: Eukaryota; Metazoa; Chordata; Actinopteri; Acipenseriformes; Acipenseridae.